Molecule: messenger RNA, 312 nt
Organism: Darwinula stevensoni
Lineage: Eukaryota; Metazoa; Arthropoda; Ostracoda; Podocopida; Darwinulidae
Source: the annotation of a GenBank genome assembly
AUGUCUCUCCUCGUGAAAGCGGUGAAAGCGGCGAAUCUCCCCGACAUCGAGACGUUCGGCAAGAUCGACCCCUACGUCGAGGUCGACUUCCAAGGUCAGUCCGGCCGACCUCCUCCCGGUCGCUCGCGGAAGGGCAAUUCGUGCGGGAACCGGUUCCGCCGGGAGAAGAAGAAGACGACGGUGAAGAAGCAGACCUGCGACCCGGAAUGGGGCGAGGACGUGGAGUUCGACCUGGGGGGGAAGCCCCCGCCGCCGGAGGCCUGCCUGGACGUCUACGUCAAGGACUACGAGAAGAUCGGCAGAAACCGGUAG